AUGCGAGUAUUAGAUUCGACUUUUAAAUUUCUAACUAUUUGUGGUUGCUGGCGACCGGAUUCUUGGACAUCGUCAUGUAAACGUGUAAUCUACCAUACGCACACAUUUUUCGUGCUUGCGUUAAUAAACACAUUUACUUUAUCGCAAUUACUGGAUAUUAUUCUUACUGUGGAUAAUGCGGACGAUUUCACUGAUAAUUUCUACAUGUUACUUGCAAUGAUUGUAUCUUGUUGUAAAAUGCUUAGUAUGUUGAUAAAUCGCAAAAAUAUUGCUUUGUUAACAAACAUUCUCACGGAAAGACCGUGUAGACCAUUGGAACCGGAAGAAAUGGAAAUUCAUAACAAAUUUGAUAAGGGCGUACAAGCAAAUACAAUACAUUAUGCAAUUUUGGUUGAAACAACUUGCGUAUGCAUUACGUUAACAUCGUUACUCACGGACUUUAGAAGACGGACAUUGACAUUCAGAGCCUGGUUACCGUAUGAUUAUUCAUCGCCAAUCUUAUUUUACAUCACAUAUGCUCACCAAUUGAUAAGUUUAAUAAUUGGAUCCGUCCUGCAUGUUGCUUGCGAUGGCCUGAUUUGUGGACUAUUGGUACACAUUUGUUGCCAAAUCAAAAUAUUGGAAUCUCGUUUGAGAAGAAUAGCAUAUGAGCCUGGUAUUCUUUCUGAAUGCAUUCUACAACACAAUCGUAUUUUUGAGUUUGUAUUUAUAUAA
This is a messenger RNA of Acromyrmex echinatior (Panamanian leafcutter ant), 714 nucleotides long. Its product is annotated as odorant receptor Or1-like. NCBI's taxonomy places the organism in Eukaryota, Metazoa, Arthropoda, Insecta, Hymenoptera, Formicidae. Gene Ontology annotation, biological process: detection of chemical stimulus involved in sensory perception of smell; sensory perception of smell. Gene Ontology annotation, molecular function: olfactory receptor activity; odorant binding. Gene Ontology annotation, cellular component: plasma membrane. The record is from RefSeq and is a predicted model, not a curated record.